UUAAUUCAUUGGAAGUGGGGAGAGAAAUUUAUUUAUUUCUGUUUAUGAGCUCGAAUUUAUUGAGAGAUUGAUGGUUUACUGAAUCAAUCACAAUCAGAAGCAUCUUUCGGUGAUCAUUAACGAGCAUUCCUGGAGGCAAAAGCUAUGGAAAUGUCCCUACAUUUGCAGAGGCCACUGAACUGUGGAACUCUGUUCGGCGAUAGGGGCUGUGUGAAGCUCAAACCAUUUUCUGGGUCCUUUCCGAUUGGAAGAACUACAGCUUCCCGCCAAUGUUUGGUACGGCGCAAAGAGUGCAUGGCAGUUUGGGGUUCUUAUUGCAUCAAUUCUAGUGCAGAUUUUCCCCGUAGGAGACCCAGGAGGAUUUCCAAUGCAAGGUCUAGGGGCCCUCCUCCAAAGGGUUUCAUGCCAAGAUCACCACUUGGAACAAGUAACCAUAAGAGAGGACAUAAAAAGACUGGCGUUAAAGGGGAUUCAUAUACUCCAACAGCUAGUGGGAUCUCACGGGAUGAUAAAAGAGCAGUUGAUUUUAAAAUUGAACCUGAGGAAGAGGGGGCAGUUAUAUUUUCUCAAGAGAAGACACCUGAGAUAGAUGGAGUUGAUGAAGGUGCUGCGGAAGCUAGCGAAUUAUCAUCAUUACAUGAUACAUUGGAUGUUACUAAAACUGAAAACAGAAUCACUUCCAUCAUUGAAGAGGAUCUUCUAGAACCACAGAAGGAAGAAACUUCUGAAAUAAGUGAUAUUGGCAAUGUUCAGGAUUCAGAGCGAGAGCCACUAAUAUACGAAAAAAUUGGUGAAACCACAAAAGUAACUGAUGUUGAUAGUGAUGAUAAAGUGACUGAGGAAACCUCCCUACUGUCAAAGUUAGAGGCAGAGGCAAGUUUACUUAAACAGAAAGAGGAUGCUCAAGAAGCAAAGUUAGUGAUGGAAGCAAUAUCCAAACAAGAUGAAGCUUCUUCGUCAUUGAACUUAGAGAUGGAAGAAAAUUUACACAAACUGGAUGAAGCUUCCCGACUUUUGCAGCUAGAAAUUGAGGAAAAUUUACGCAAACAAGAGGAAGCCGCACGGCUAUUGAAGCUAGAGAUGGAGGAAAAGUUGCGCAAACAAGAGGAAGCUUCUCGGCAGGUGAAGUUAGAGAUGGAAGCAAAGCUACGCAAACAAGAAAUUGAGAGGAUUGCAGAGGAAAAUUUUUCUCUAGGGAACAAGCUGUUUGUAUAUCCUUCCGUGGUUAAAGCUGAUCAAGAUAUUGAAGUAUUCUUGAACAGAAGUCUGUCAACUUUAAGUAGUGAGCCAGAUGUUUUGAUUAUGGGGGCUUUUAAUGAUUGGAUGUGGAAAUCAUUUAACCAACGGUUGAAUAAAACGCAUCUAAAGGGUGAUUGGUGGUCUUGCCAUCUAAAUGUUCCAAGAGAAGCUUAUAAAGUGGACUUUGUGUUCUUCAAUGGGCAAAAUAUCUAUGAUAACAAUGACGGAAAGGACUUCUCCUUAUCUGUUGAUGGCGAAAUGGAUGCAUUAUCAUUUGAGGAUUUUCUUCUAGAGAAGAAGCGUAAAGAAUUAGAAGAUCUUGCCAAAGAGCAAGCAGAAAAGGAAAGACAGGCAGAAGAAAAGAGAAAAAUGGAAGAAGAGAAAGCCGCAAAAGAAGCUGAUAGGUUGCAGGCGAGGGUGGAGACUGAAAGAUUGCGUGAAACAUUUCAACAGUUGAUUAAGAAAGCUGUGAGAUCCAUGGAUAAUGUUUGGUAUAUAGAACCAACUGAAUUCAAAGGCAAGGACUUGAUCAGAUUAUAUUAUAACAGAAGUUCAGGUCCUCUGUCACAUGCUAAUGAAGUAUGGGUUCAUGGGGGACACAAUAAUUGGAAGGCUGGGAUAUCAUUUGCUGAACAGCUUGUCCGUUCUAGCUCAAAGGAUAGUGAUUGGUGGCAUGCUGACAUUGUUGUACCUGAUCAAGCAUUUCUCCUGGAUUGGGUGUUUGCUAAUGGUCCACCACAGAAAGCAUCUAUUUAUGAUAACAACCGUAGGCAAGACUUCCAUUCUAUUGUCCCAAAUGGUAUGCCUAACGAACAAUAUUGGACUGAGGAAGAGCAACAGAUAUACCAGAAACUGCAGGAGGAGAGGAGGCUCAAGCAAGAAGCUAUACGUGCAAAGGUCCAAAGAACAGCACUUAUGAAAUCUGAAACAAAGGAGAAAACUUUAAAAAGAUUUUUGCUUUCCCAAAAGCAUGUUGUCUAUACUGAGCCUCUUGAUGUUCAAGCGGGGAGCACAGUAACAGUCUAUUAUAAUCCCACCAACACAAAUUUGAAUGGAAAACCUGAAGUUUGGUUUAGAUGUUCAUUUAAUCGUUGGACACAUCAUAGGGGUCUGCUUUCACCUGUAAGAAUGUUGCCCGCAGAGAAUGGCACUCAUCUCAAAACCUCUGUCAAGGUACCAUUGGACGCAUACAUGAUGGACUUUGUUUUUUCUGAGAGGGAAGAUGGUGGGGAAUUUGACAACAAAUUUGGAAUGGAUUAUCACAUACCUGUUUUUGGAGGAAUUGUGAAGGAACCACCCAUGCAUAUUGUGCAUAUUGCUGUUGAGAUGGCCCCAGUUGCAAAGGUUGGUGGGCUUGGUGAUGUUGUUACCAGUCUAUCUCGAGCUGUUCAGGAUUUAAAUCAUAACGUGGACAUCAUUCUUCCGAAGUAUGACUGUUUGAACUAUAGCCAUGUAAAGGAUUUGCAAUAUCGGAAAAACUACUCCUGGGGUGGAACUGAAAUAAAAAUAUGGCAUGGAAAGGUUGAAGGCCUCUCUGUUUACUUUUUGGAGCCUCAAAAUGGAUUCUUUGGUGUUGGCUGUGUAUAUGGCCGUGGGAAUGACGGUGCAAGAUUUGGUUUCUUUUGCCAUGCUGCUCUCGAGUUUCUUCUCCAAGAUGGAUUUCAUCCCGAUAUCAUCCAUUGCCAUGAUUGGUCGAGUGCACCAGUUGCAUGGUUAUAUAAAGAUCAUUAUAUGCAAUAUGGUCUUGGAAAAGCACGAGUUGUCUUCACAAUUCAUAAUCUUGAAUUUGGAGCUGCCUUGAUUGGAAAAGCUAUGGCAUAUGCUGACAAGGCUACAACUGUCUCCCCCACUUAUUCAAGGGAGGUUGCAGGAAACCCUGCGGUUGCUCCUUAUCUUCAGAAGUUCCAUGGUAUAUUAAAUGGAAUUGACCAAGAUAUAUGGGACCCAUAUAAUGAUCAUUUCUUACCUGUAUCAUACACAGCAGAGAAUGUAGUCGAAGGCAAAAGAGCUGCUAAGGAAGCCUUGCAACAAAGGCUUGGUCUGAGACGGGCUGAUCUUCCUUUAGUGGGAAUCAUUACUAGAUUGACUCAUCAGAAAGGAAUCCAUCUCAUCAAGCAUGCUAUGUGGCGCACCCUAGAACGUGGUGGACAGGUUGUGCUCCUUGGUUCAGCCCCUGAUCCUCGUAUCCAGAAUGAUUUUGUGAAUUUGGCCAAUGAGUUGCAUUCUUCUCAUCAUGACCGUGCUAGACUAUGUCUUACAUAUGACGAACCACUUUCACACUUGAUAUAUGCUGGUGCUGAUUUCGUUCUAGUUCCUUCAAUUUUUGAGCCGUGCGGAUUAACUCAACUCACAGCAAUGAGAUAUGGUUCAAUACCGGUUGUUAGAAAAACUGGAGGACUAUAUGAUACUGUAUUUGACGUCGAUCAUGAUAAGGAAAGAGCACAAGCGCAGGGUCUUGAACCAAAUGGAUUUAGUUUUGAUGGAGCUGAUGCUGGAGGUGUUGAUUUUGCUCUUAAUAGGGCAAUAUCGGCUUGGUAUGAAGGCCGUGAUUGGUUCAAUACAUUAUGCAAGACUGUGAUGGAGCAGGACUGGUCUUGGAACCGACCUGCUCUUGACUAUCUGGAACUUUACCAUGCUGCACGCAAGUCAGUAUGAGAAUUCAGUUGCUGUUAGUAAAUCAGCCGUCUGCAAUUUCAUCUCUUUUCCUUUCCUGUACAGGCUUGGUGCUAAGCUUUAAUCUAAACAUUAAAUUAAAUGAUUGUAUAUAUUGAACCCUUUUUUUCUUGGUAGCAUUGAAUAAUAGGGUCAGUUACGUCAUAGAUUAGUCUGUCGUUUUAUUGAGGGAGACAAGUGAUCUUUUGCUUUGUUGGUUCAUACCUUUGAGUGGAUGAACCAUGGAAAUAAAUGCAGAUGUUCUGCUGCGAAUGGAAUUUUGAUUGAAAAUGAAAUAAAAGGCUAAUUUUGAAGCUCU
Molecule: messenger RNA, 4210 nt
Organism: Neltuma alba
Lineage: Eukaryota; Viridiplantae; Streptophyta; Magnoliopsida; Fabales; Fabaceae
Product: starch synthase 3, chloroplastic/amyloplastic
Exons: 16
Coding region: 145-3894 (1249 amino acids)
Molecular function (GO): alpha-1,4-glucan glucosyltransferase (UDP-glucose donor) activity; starch binding
Source: RefSeq, a predicted model, not a curated record